Portunus trituberculatus (swimming crab) is the source of this 879-nucleotide messenger RNA. RefSeq lists its product as uncharacterized. The record is from RefSeq and is a predicted model, not a curated record. NCBI's taxonomy places the organism in Eukaryota, Metazoa, Arthropoda, Malacostraca, Decapoda, Portunidae. Gene Ontology annotation, molecular function: nucleic acid binding.
GUGUCCCCCUCCGUCUCCGCACUGAUGGCGGGCCCCAGUUUGCCAGUGCAGACUUCCAGAACUUCAUGGAGCGCUGGGGUGUUCACCACAUAGUGACUUCGCCGCACUAUCCCCAGUCUAAUGGCCAUGCUGAGGCGGCUGUCAAGUCGGUGAAGCAUCUCAUCUUGAAGACAGCCCCCUCCGGCAACAUUGAUACGGAGGAGUUUGCCAGAGGUCUCCUGGAGCUGCGUAACUCUCCCAACUAUACAGGACGGUCCCCUUCGCAACACCUCUAUGGCCACCCUCUUCGGUCCUGCGUCCCUGCCCACCCAGAGUCCUUCUCCGCGGACUGGCAGACCAAGACGGAGGAAUGCGACCGCCGCGCUGCCGCCCGAGCUGAACAGGUGCAGGCUCACUAUGACCAGCACGCCAGGCCCCUCCCCAAGCUGUGCAUUGGAGCCACAGUCCGCAUCCAGGACCCUGUGUCUCUCCGCUGGGAUAAGGUCGGUGUGGUCAUGGGCUGCAGCAGGAACAGGGAAUAUGAUGUUCGUCUCCCCAGCGGACGUGUCUGGCGACGCAACCGCCGUCUCCUACGCCCAGUGCCGCCCCAUGGUGAUGAUCCUCCCCACCAUAUCCCUGUGGUCCCUUGGUCAGACGAGAAAAGUCCGUCUGCUUUACUUGCUCCCCCAGUUGCCCACGUCGUUCCCAGCGGCUUAUGGAAAAGAGUUCCGCUCGAGACAGUGCUACGAGCGUGAGGGGGGAGGGAGGUGUGGGUAUGUAAUGUAAUGUAGCAUAUGUAUUCCCUAUACCUCUGAUUAUCGUACGCCUGGCAACCCUACGUAAGCCUCAGUCUUGCUGGCGUCUCUAAGGCAGGCACGCGUACGGGGGUCCUUCCAAGGC